AUGGGUUGUAGGGUUACCAAAAAUAAGAAAUAAUUAAAGGAUUUAGAUUAUUUUAUGAAUAUACUUGAUAAAAACAAAACUGAUGAUGAAACAAAGAUUUAAGAAAAAAAUAAAUUAUUUUAAAUUACAAAGAAUCCAAUAUUUCAAAGGAGACUAUCAUAAAAAAAAGAGAACUCUUUGACCAAAUAAACAUACUCUUAUUUAGAAAGAAAUAAUUUAACUUUAAGGGCUUGUGAAUAUUUAUGA
This is a messenger RNA of Paramecium pentaurelia, 246 nucleotides long. The record is from the annotation of a GenBank genome assembly. NCBI's taxonomy places the organism in Eukaryota, Ciliophora, Oligohymenophorea, Peniculida, Parameciidae.